AAUCUGUAGUCGUGAGAAAUUACGGUAAGUCUUUGCAGCACGCGUCUUUCAUCAUACUAGUACCAGCCGCGACUGACGGUGAGCUAGAAUUCAAGGGCAGUGAAUGUUGCGGCAAUGGCGAGCCAAUAUCAUUCAGAAAGCUGUAAAGGAUUCACGGAUACAGCGGAGACAGAUUCAAUUUCGGGAAAAUAACUCCCUGAUGAUCCCAAACCUUCCAUCGGUCGUUCUACAUAGAAGUUCCCCCGGGAAUUGCAGUUUACACCGCAUCAACAGGUCAUUAUCCCGGUUUUAUGCUACCGGGUAUGCCAGUGAUACUCAUACAACUCUCUCCGCCAAGUCUGAGCCCACGCCUUCUGAUGCGCAGCGUCGAACUAUAUACGCACUUUCCACUCCACCUGGGAAAGCAGGUAUCGCUAUCAUUCGGGUUUCUGGACCCGACGCCCUUGACGUCUGGCGCCGAGUGACACGCAAAGUUAAAUCUGGGGACAAACUAAUACCAUGGAUGCUUCAGCGGAGACACGUCGUCGACCCAGAGACCGAAGAGAAACUCGACGACAGUUUAACUGUUUUCUUCAAGGGUCCAAAAUCAUUUACCACGGAAGAUACUGUUGAGCUUCACAUCCACUCUGGGCGCGCAGUGCUCUCUGCAGUGUUACGUGCCCUUGCUAAACUGCCAUAUUGUCGGCCCGCUGCCCCAGGCGAAUUUACCAGACGUGCCUUCGAGGGUGGCCGGCUUGAUCUCACCCAAGUCGAGGGUUUGCGCGACUUGAUAGAUGCUGAAACAGAAGCUCAAAGAAGGAUUGCUAUCAGCGGAGCUGAGGGGGUUGCGAGGGCGCGAUAUGCUGCACUAAGGUCACAGAUACUAGAAUGUUUGGUUUUUGUUGAAGGUUUUAUCGAUUUUGGCGAGGACGUGGACGAACUUGGACAGGAAGCGAUGAUUAAAGAAGCUCAUGAUCGUGCAUUGAAUAUCAUCAACAGCAUUCGAUCUCACUUGCAUGACAACCGCCGUGGGGAGAUUCUGCGCUCUGGAAUAAAACUUGUGAUAUUUGGACCUCCGAAUGCUGGCAAGAGUAGCUUGUUCAAUUUUCUUGCUCAGCGUGAUGCGGCCAUCACAUCACCCAUUCCAGGAACUACGCGUGACGUACUCACGCUCACUUUGGACAUCGGAGGCUUUCCUGUUAUUCUGAGCGACACUGCUGGCCUGCGAGAAACACUGGAAACUGUAGAGCAGGUAGGGGUGGGUCGUGCGGGUAACGCUGUCAAGGAGGCUGAUCUGUCUCUUUGUGUUCUAUCUCUUCCCGAUGUUUUAUCGUCCCGGGACAAUGCCCUCGUUCGAGUCCCGGAUGAGGUUAAGAGCCACCUGAAACUAGAUACCCUUUUCUUGUUGAACAAGUCUGAUACUAUCGCGAGCCUUCCUCCCAACCAGUCUCUCACUUUCACGGAGUAUGGCGAUAACUAUGAUCACAGCAGACAACCUCAGUUCUGGACAGCGAGUCUUCGCACAUCAGAGGGUACCCAAUCGUUUCUGGAUGGUCUCGCACAGGUUUUACGAUCAAGAUACAGCGAUGGUUUCGACUACACAAGCCCACUUAUCACGCAUGCCCGUCAUAGAGAUAUUCUUGAGCGAGCUGUCAUGCACUUGGAAGAGUUCAUCGCCUUCUCUCCUUCGGAAGUGGACAUCGCCGCGGAGUCCCUACGUUAUGCAGCUCGUGCGAUUGGUUCUGUUUCUGGACUAGAUGUCGGUGUUGAGGAAGUUCUGGGCGGGAUAUUCGGAUCGUUUUGCGUAGGCAAAUGAUUGUGUGAUUCGUAGAUGUCCAUCUUGACCAGUCUCAGCCAAGUGGUAAGCAUGACAGGACAGAAAUUUGGUACCUCUUCAAUAGUCAUUUUUCAUUUACGGACAUUCACACAUAGAUAGAUCUUUUAAAGUCUAAAGUAGUUACAAGUGAUGGCCUUUGGUCAUUGGGUUUUAUUAGUACUCAUGUCCCUUCAUUACAAAUGCAGACAUUUGUAUACUAUAUUUGCACUAUAUUUUUCAUUUUUCAUUUGUCAAUGCUCAGUCCACUUAGCUGGUAAAGAUGCUUGUGCAAUGAUUGUCAUUGUCAAGAGGUUGUAAUUUGUGUAAAAAUA
Molecule: messenger RNA, 2127 nt
Organism: Suillus bovinus
Lineage: Eukaryota; Fungi; Basidiomycota; Agaricomycetes; Boletales; Suillaceae
Product: tRNA modification GTPase TrmE
Exons: 8
Coding region: 104-1795 (563 amino acids)
Biological process (GO): tRNA wobble uridine modification; tRNA methylation
Cellular component (GO): mitochondrion; cytoplasm
Molecular function (GO): protein binding; GTPase activity; GTP binding
Source: RefSeq, a predicted model, not a curated record